CUAGAUAAGGGUAGCUCACUAGCGCGAUUCGUCGGUAAAAAAGCUAUUGAUAAUAAACCUAUUUCAGACAUGGCGGACAACGAGAAACUGGACAACCAGCGGUUGAAGAAUUUCAAGAACAAGGGCCGUGAUUUGGAGACUAUGAGAAGACAAAGGACUGAAGUCGUUGUGGAACUGCGAAAGAACAAACGAGAUGAACACCUUCUAAAAAGGAGAAAUGUUCCUCACGAGGACAUCUGUGAGGACUCUGAUGCUGAUGGAGAUUUCCGAUCGCAAAACACCUCUCUUGAAGCAAUAGUACAAAAUGCCACCAGUGAUAACCAGGGUGUGCAGCUGAGUGCAGUCCAGGCUGCCAGGAAGUUGUUAUCCAGUGACCGGAACCCCCCCAUAGAUGACCUCAUCAAGUCCGGGAUCCUGCCGAUCCUCGUGCACUGUCUGGACAGAGAUGACAACCCCUCCCUCCAGUUCGAGGCUGCCUGGGCGCUGACCAACAUCGCGUCGGGGACCUCCGAGCAGACCCAGGCCGUGGUCCAGUCCAACGCUGUGCCUCUGUUCCUGAGGCUGCUCCACUCCACCCACCAGAACGUGUGCGAGCAGGCCGUCUGGGCCCUGGGGAACAUCAUCGGUGACGGCCCGCAGUGCAGAGACUACGUCAUCAGCCUGGGCGUGGUCAAGCCCCUUCUGUCCUUCAUCAGCCCCUCCAUCCCCAUCACCUUCCUCCGCAACGUCACCUGGGUCAUGGUGAACCUCUGCCGCCACAAGGACCCGCCUCCCCCCAUGGAGACCAUCCAGGAGAUUCUCCCGGCGCUGUGCGUGCUGAUCCACCACACCGAUGUCAGUAUCCUGGUCGACACGGUGUGGGCCCUGUCCUACCUGACGGACGCCGGCAACGAGCAGAUCCAGAUGGUCAUCGACUCGGGCAUCGUGCCCCACCUGGUGCCUCUGCUCAGCCACCAAGAGGUCAAAGUUCAGACGGCGGCGCUGCGGGCCGUGGGGAACAUCGUGACGGGAACAGACGAGCAGACCCAGGUGGUCCUGAACUGUGACGCCCUGAGCCACUUCCCCUCCCUGCUGACGCACCCCAAGGAGAAGAUCAACAAGGAGGCGGUGUGGUUCCUGUCAAACAUCACGGCGGGAAACCAGCAGCAGGUGCAGGCGGUCAUCGACGCCAAGCUGGUGGCCAUGAUCAUUCACCUGCUGGACAAGGGGGACUUCGGCACCCAGAAGGAGGCUGCCUGGGCCAUCAGCAACCUGACCAUCAGCGGGAGGAAGGACCAGGUGGCCCACCUGAUCGAGAAGCAGGUCAUCCCGCCGUUCUGCAACCUGCUGACGGUGAAGGACGCCCAGGUGGUGCAGGUGGUGCUCGACGGCCUCAGCAACAUCCUCAAGAUGGCCGACGACGAGGCGGAGACCAUCGCCAACCUCAUCGAAGAGUGUGGAGGUUUGGAGAAGGUGGAGCAGCUGCAGAACCAUGAAAAUGAAGACAUCUACAAGCUGGCCUAUGAAAUCAUCGACCAGUUCUUCUCUUCUGAUGAUAUCGACGAGGACAACGCGCUGGUCCCGGAGGCCAUCCAGGGGGGCACCUACGGCUUCAACUCCUCCACCAACGUGCCCGCAGAGGGGUUCCAGUUCUAGAGGGCUUUCUCCGGGGUACUCUGGAGCUUUGUUUGCGACGCAGCACUCUGUUCAACAUAAAAAAAAAUUAGAGAGAAAGAGCGAGAAAGAGUGCGAGAGUGUGAAAGAAUUAGAUCCAUUGUGCUUGGCUCGCGGGAUCCAUGGCAGCAUCUUUAUCCGAAGGAGGAAGAAAGUGCGGAUUUCAUUUGGCGUCCAGGGUGGCGUGGCCGCGGGCGGGCUGAGUCGGCGAGUGGGUGCGAAUGAGAAUGAGUGGCUACAUGUUGCAAAAAAACAUCUCCAUCGAAACGCGUGGGCGGGACGCGCCGACGACCACGGCCGCCGCGUAACCGGCGCCGUCGGCGACCACCACACAAAAACCCAACGGGAAACUUACCUUCAAACCAGAACAAAAACACGAGCGGCGCGACGUUCCGCCCGGAGAACCACGGACACAAAAUCAUAAUCCGGCGAUUCCAACACACAGAUAACGGCGGGACUCGACCACGACAACAACACACAAAAAGCGGUAAUUAUGAACCGAGAUGAACCAUAGCGCAAUUUCUGCGGUCCUCCGACCAGGUGGGGGCGCCGCCCUCGCAGCCCCCCCACCCCCACCGCCCCCCCCCCCCCCAAUCGGCGACGCUAUCAGACAUGUGUGUGAAUGGACCCAUUGUGUCUGAAUGUCUGGACUCAGUGCUUGGAGCCAGGUUCAUCUUCUCCAACAAGAGGCCCCCCUCCCUCCCCCCCGCCAGGUGGGUGGGGCCGCGAGUCCAGCAGUGCUGCAAGAGAAUGGACGUGUGUGUGUGUGUGCGUGCGUGGCGCGUGUGUGUGCGUGCGUGUGUGACAUGAUGGGAGCCCAUGCUGAGAGCGAGAGAAAGGUGUUUGUGUGCGUGCACGUGUGUGUGAGGGGGGGGGGGGGGGUGAAUGCAGAUACUAAUCAAACAACUGAAGAGAAACAAAAACCAAGAAGAGGAUUGUCACGAGAGAAGAGUUGCCUUUUGCGAGAGGCGCAGAUCUACACAUCGCGGACGGACGGGCUGCGGAUAUAUAUAAAGAAAAACACAACAAAAAAGUCAUCACACAGAUAUUUUUUUGUUUGAUUUAUUAAGUUAGUAUUAAUUAACACUGGACGAUGCUCCGUCCCGGGGUGGGGCGGUGGUGCGUUGUGCUACGACGCACCUGGCGGCGUUUGGGCUUUCGUUUGGCCUCCAGUGUGUUCCUUUUUAUUAUGUGAUUUAUUCUUUUUAUUUUCAGCUUUUAGUUUCAUUGCUUGUGUAACGGUGACCGGUGAGGGAACCCCCGUCACUCCCCCCCAGCCCCCCCCCAAGCCCCCACCCACCACCACAUCGCUAACCCCCUGCUCUGAGACUGAGAGAGAUCCAUCAUGCAUCAUAUUCAACCGGACGACUGCAACCUGCCCCCUUGAGAACCCUUCUGUCGUUUCGUUCCUUCGUCCUGUUGCCAUAGAUCCCCCCCCCUCCCCCCCGGGACAUUACAACUAAUGGCCAUUUUAUGUAGGUUUUGUGAUUCCUAACCUUUUUUUUUUUUUUGCAUGUACCUAACUAUAGCACAGUUGUUUUUUUAGGGUCUUUUAGUUUCCUUAGGCUGUGUACACAAUGUAAUUUUGAUUUUUAAGUCAAACUGUGCUGUUGAAACGUUACAUGUCUCCCCCCCCCUCCCCUCGACUCCCUACUCAACAGAAGCUCCAUCGUUUUGCACAUACUCUGCAAAGUAAUGUCUGUGGGUCGAUGUGAUGGUUCCACAGGUUCUCCCGCCGGCGAUCCAGAGCCCCCUCCCACACGGUCCUCUCUCUGUCCGUGCGUUUUUAGGGAGACGUAGAGAAAAAAAAAAAAGAUUGACACUGUUUUUGUUUUCCAGAAGCGGUGAUAUGGUAUCUGCUUCUAUCAGCUCAACUAAAAGGGGAUGCAACCCCACCCCCCCCCCCCCCCCGUUUGCUCAAGGGUUAAAGGUGCCCUGUGUGUCAAAAUGGAGCUAUCCUUCGUUUCUCUUUUAAAAAAAAAAGGCCCAUUGAAAGUUACCUUGCGACCCCCCCCCCCCCCCCCCCCCCUCCCCCAAGCCCCCUCUUCUAUACCUUAGGGGUAAAGCGAACCUCCCCAUCUUAUUUGUGUUGAGAAACACUGUAGUGAAAAGGUAAACCUUGUGGUCAUAAACUUCUGUUGAACCUAGGGUCUUUUUUUGCAGCAUUCCUUGUUGGCAAAAAAAAAUGUGGUUUCAAAUCUAAAUUUAUGACAUGGUAGAAAAAAAGGUGGGGCUCGAUUUGUCGGGAGAUGGGCUGCUACGUGAUAGGUUGUCUAAGAGAAAAUAAAUAGUGAAACCCAAACUCAA
Messenger RNA from Gadus macrocephalus (Pacific cod), 3960 nucleotides. RefSeq names its product karyopherin alpha 4 (importin alpha 3) (gene kpna4). Gene Ontology annotation, biological process: NLS-bearing protein import into nucleus. The record is from RefSeq and is a predicted model, not a curated record. Gene Ontology annotation, molecular function: nuclear import signal receptor activity; protein binding. Gene Ontology annotation, cellular component: cytoplasm; nucleus; nucleoplasm. The transcript has 17 exons. The coding region runs from base 70 to 1635 and encodes 521 amino acids. Lineage: Eukaryota; Metazoa; Chordata; Actinopteri; Gadiformes; Gadidae.